Coccomyxa subellipsoidea C-169 is the source of this 786-nucleotide messenger RNA. Its product is annotated as NAD(P)-binding protein. Gene Ontology annotation, molecular function: oxidoreductase activity. The coding region runs from base 1 to 786 and encodes 261 amino acids. The record is from RefSeq and is a predicted model, not a curated record. The transcript is spliced from 9 exons. NCBI's taxonomy places the organism in Eukaryota, Viridiplantae, Chlorophyta, Trebouxiophyceae, Coccomyxaceae.
AUGGUGCACGCAGUUUUGAUCCGCAAGACCGGCCCGCCAGACGUCUUGGAACUGGUGGACGAUUACGAAAAGCCCACAAUAAAUGACGGCGAGUGGAAGAAGGGAGACCGGGUGCUGGCAUUGACAAAGGGUUUCCUUUGGGAGAAUGAGGAGAACAAGUAUGGCACCUAUGCAGACUACACAGCCAGCAAGGAGGAGUGGCUGGCCAAGGCUCCCUAUGGCAUCCUGCUCAACAUCCUCGGCGGCAUUCCCUUGGUGGCCCUGACUGCCCUUCAGGCCCUGGAGUCUGGCAACCUGAAGCCUGGUGCGAGGGUGCUGGUGCAUGGGGGUGCUGGGGGUGUGGGCCACAUGGCAAUCCAGCUGGCCAAGGUGCGCUUCAAGGCAUACGUGGUUACCACAGCCGGCCCCGCCAACCAGACCUUCAUCAAGGAGGAGCUGGGUGCUGACGAGGUGCUCAACUACAAGGAGGAGGACUUUGCUGAGAAGUACAAGGAUAAGCCCUUUGACCUGGUCAUUGACGCCAUUGGAGGUACUGUGGAGGACAAGAGCUACACAGUGCUUGCACCCCAUGGCACCUACACCCACAUCAUGAACAACAACACAAAUGAGCAGAAGAUCAAGGCCGGGAAAGAGUGGAAGGAUCGCAAGUAUAUUCUCAUCCUGGCUGACAUCAAGCUGGUUGUGGACAAGAUCUUCUGGCUGAAGGAGAUCAGGGAAGCGCACAAGCAUGCGGAGACGGCGCAUUCCAGGGGCAAGGUGGUUGUGCAGAUCUCACACGAGGAGUGA